Molecule: messenger RNA, 3172 nt
Organism: Liolophura sinensis
Lineage: Eukaryota; Metazoa; Mollusca; Polyplacophora; Chitonida; Chitonidae
Exons: 12
Coding region: 140-3073 (977 amino acids)
Biological process (GO): DNA double-strand break processing involved in repair via single-strand annealing; DNA repair
Molecular function (GO): damaged DNA binding
Source: RefSeq, a predicted model, not a curated record
AAAUAUUUCGAUGAAAUGCAAGUAUGAAUGUGAUUUGACUGUGAAAAAAACGAUGAUGUCCAGUUGUUAAAGGCGAAAGUUCUCAUCAGUUACACACGCUUCUUCAAUAACCAUAUCAGAUAGAGCUGACAGUUAAGCCAUGACGAGUAUGGAAGACAGCCGCCCUCUGACAAUGGAGCAUCUACUGAAGGAGGCAAUGUUAUUACACAGAAAUACGGUCAAAGAACUCACUGACACAAAGGAAAAAUAUGACAAAGUUCAGCUCUCCAAAAAAAGUCUGUUGGACAAAGCUAAAGUUGUACAGAGGGAAUGUCACCUGCUGAAACAAGAGAACAAACACUUAAAGGAAGUGAAGGAGACAUUGAAAGGCAGAUCUGAUGAAAUCGGGUGUAAGAUGUGUCACUAUCUGCAGCAAUCCAUGGAGGCCCUGAAGGACGCUUACACUAAAACCAUGGAGGAGAAAGACAGGACUAUACGUAUGCUGGAAGAGAGGCUGGCAGAGAAAAGUCAAGCGUGUAAUAAAAGUUGGAACAGUGAUGGAGGGAAGGAAGAGUCCAUUGUCAGUAGAGGGGUGGCUGGAGGAUGCAAAGGGACCAGUCCAGACACGACCAGUGACCGGGGGGAUAGGAAGUCUGUCAGCCCAGACAAGGGGGAGGAACUACACACAAAUUUUCAAGGAAAAAAAAGUGCGAAUGCUGAAAUCAGUCCUGGCACACAUCCGGACUCAGAAGAUGUCAGUCCUGGGUCGAGGCGUAACAAUUUGAAAUUGUUCAAAAGUCGCCAUAAAAGAAACCGUUAUGCAGAGACUCCUUUAUCAGGUGGUCCAGUCAAGAGUAAUGGCAGGCUCAAAACUGGAGGACCAAUCAGAUCACGUGUUGGAGAGAGUAACACUGAGGUCAGCCAAUCAGACAGCUGCAACCCAAGGUCACAUGUUACAAAGGAAAGGUCAAACAGGGCAAGGGAAAAGGAACAGUUGGGAAAUCUGUUUUUAUUGGAUACAGACAAGUUGGACAGUAGUGAAGAUUCACCACAAAAGUCUGCAAAAAGACCUCGUAUUUUGGAGGGUGAUGGGAGCUUUGUAUUGGAAUUAGACAGCCCUGUAAAAAUCCACCCCAGUUGUAAACUUCUGAGAAAAGUGACUUUACGACCAAACAUUAUUGUUCCAGACACUAUGGCAGUGGAUUACUAUGAUGAUGUUGAUGGCAGUGAAGAUAAUGCUGAUGUGAAAAUUGAUGAAGGGAAGAAUCUGGGGAGUGUAUCUCGUGGAUUUGAGGAUAACACGGAACAGAUUUAUCUGGGGCCUCCCACUGCCAGUAGUACACAGGUUAUCAAACCAGUUACAACGACGGCGAACAAAGUGCAGUCGUCAUGUAAAGGUGAUGCACCAGAGGACAUGUCUUCAGACAUGGAUACCACUGUCAUUGACCGAUUUCAACCAGACCAGAAGAGUAAGAAAUUAUCGCUCGAUGUCACGAAUGCAAACAACAACAGCUUAAAUUUGGAUGAAGAUAAUUUGCCUUUAUCCCCUGUUUUCAUUGGUGUGAAGCAAACUCACCUGAAGCCAACAAGUUUCAAAUCGCCGAGUUUGUUUGAUGACGACAAAAUGGCUGAGCAUGAAAAAGAGAAUGCGUCUUUCCUGGUGGACUCAGAGUCGCCGUUCCUCCUCCGUCAGCUCCCAACCUCGGGUCAAAGGUCAAAUAUACCCGAGGACUGGUCAGAUGGAGAGAGCCAGUCACCAUCUCUGUUACAUCGCAGAGAUGUAGAGAAGAGUACAGAGACAUCUAAACAAUCAGAGACGUUGUCUCAGAAUUCUUUGAGAAGGUCGAACCGUAAAAUGAAAAGUAAAAAAAAUGCUCCGGAAUUCAGACAGACAACGUUGACACAGUCUUUUGAUUGGUCGACAAAAACCAGCAAAAGUCCAGAGUUACAAGAAAUUCAGAACUUAGAAUUGCAUCUGUCGCCACCAAGCCUGGUGAAGCAAAAGAAGAAUGGUAAGGCUGGUGAUACUGGUCGCAAGAAGGACGAUUCGGAAAACUGCCGGUCUGUGUCAGAAUUUAAAAUACCUGUUUCCCCGUCAGGAAAGCUUUUAAAGACACGAUCUCUCCCCAAAAAGAAACCAUAUUCUCAAACCGGUCAUACCACAACGUCAUCAUCCAGAGGAUGUCUUCCUGAAUUUGACCCUGAUGAAACUGUCCCUCCUGAAAUGCUACAAAUGAGUUUACGGGACUUACCAAAGGGAGACAACUCCUCACAAUGCCAGUUGAACUUGCCAACAUGCUCUCUGGCUGAGAACCACAAUGCUAGUAUAGAUCCCGCAGUGCAGCUAUCUGUCGAUUACCCAGACACCCUGGUUAACACAGAGGAUCCGCGAUCCCCUCCGUGUGUAAAGAGAGGAAACAAAACCGAAUCACUCAAAGGAAAGACUUUGGAGGAGGAAUCUCAGCUUUUGCCAUCCUCCUCUAAAAGUUUCAAGUUUUUUCCGGGUCGUCCAUCUUCCAAGUUGCCAUUAGAUGAGUCUCCCGAAGGUGACGCUUCUGAUGAGGCUCCCAAAGGUGACCCUUCUGAUGACGCUCCAGAAACUGGGGUGUCACACAGUAAUCUGGAAUCUGGUGAGAGGAGAGAGAAAGGUACACAGGAGAUGUCACUCAACUGUAGCUAUGACAGAGUUCCAAGAAAGAAAAGCCUAGGCUUUGCUUAUGUGGAUGUUGUGAGGAAGAGAGAUGAGAGACAAAAGCUGAAGGGGUAUUUCUGUCAGGAAUGUGAGGAUUAUUUCAAAGACGUUGGGUUAUCAGAAGAGGAGAGAGCACAGAGAAUGCAGAAAUGUUCCCGACACCGCGCUCGUUAUGUUCCGCCCAGCACCCCAGAGCAUUUCUGGUCCAUUGGAUUUCCUGACACACCUGAGUGUGAAGAGAGAGGCUACAUCAAAAAGGAUUCCCAGAAAGGCCCUUCUCGAUUCCGACGGAAGAAGCGUCUAGAAAAGAGAUUCAAGGGAAAAACAGAAGGGGAGGAAGAUGAAAUCAGUGGAGACCAGAAGGCUGAAGACUUAAACAGUUCUAAUCUCAUUUUUGAUUGAGUGUUUUCUUUGAAGCAUAAAUCACAAUUAUAAUGAAAUGAGAUGUAACAGAAAUGAAGACUUGUGAUUUUGUAAGUGGCAGCAAGGGGAGAUAACGAC